AUGUACGCCGCCAAGAUCUUCCUCGGCCUCAUCGCCACCGUCUCGGCCAUCGAUAUCUACGGCUACCGCAGCAACGAAAAGUGCAGCGGCAACGACUACAUCGUCUGCACAAACGCCAACCCGAAUGACUGCUGCGUCCGCGCCUCCGCGCUGAUUAUCGGCCGCGCCUUCAGCGGCGGCGACUGCAAGAACGUCAAGUACGUCGCCCAGUCCAACGGCGCGCAGAACGUCUGCUGCGGCGGGAGCAGCUACUCUGGCGGCAACUAUGUAUUUGCUUCCAAGAAGCGCGAUGAGAGUGCCAGUGAAGGUGACACCUGCGCCGCUUCUGCCGGGGGCUGCACUUCCGUUGCGAAGGGCAACUUGAUGGUCUUUGAGAACGGACCCAAGUAUAACAUGACUGGUCUUGAUGAUGCUCUUUACACUGAACUGUGUCCUUCAUCUUCAUGGAUCAAAACUCCUCUUGUCUCCCUUCCCAGCCCUUUCAUUGUCACAUUCACUAACGUCUUUGUCACCAACAGUAUCUCUAUCUGGGAGAACGGCGGAAGCUCGGAUGAGAUCCCUGCCAAGUUCGAUGCCUACAAGUUUGAGUAG
Molecule: messenger RNA, 591 nt
Organism: Colletotrichum lupini
Lineage: Eukaryota; Fungi; Ascomycota; Sordariomycetes; Glomerellales; Glomerellaceae
Exons: 3
Coding region: 1-591 (196 amino acids)
Source: RefSeq, a predicted model, not a curated record